Molecule: messenger RNA, 982 nt
Organism: Hordeum vulgare subsp. vulgare (domesticated barley)
Lineage: Eukaryota; Viridiplantae; Streptophyta; Magnoliopsida; Poales; Poaceae
Exons: 1
Coding region: 84-725 (213 amino acids)
Source: RefSeq, a predicted model, not a curated record
GAACCCACAACGCCCUUGCCGGAGAAGAAGGAUCCCUCCCCUCCAACCCCACACACCAACCAACCCAGACCCGGACACAGGCCAUGGCCGACGCCGCCGCGCUGGUCGCCGUGCCGCCGCCGCAGCAGAGGCACCCGCUGAGCCAGAUCGCGGCGAGCGGGACGCACCGGCUGCUGCUCAAGCAGUGGCUCAAGGAGGAGGACCUGCUGGCCCGCCGCGUCGCGCUGCGGGAGGCCCGCCUCGACGGCGCCCGCAAGGAGAUCGCCUUCCUCUACUGCGCCUUCUUCGCCUUCCACGCCGCCUCCGUCCUCCUCCUCUUCCUCUCCGCCUCCGUCCCCUCCUCCGGCCCGUCCUCCUCCACCUGCCGCCGCUCAUGGAUCCCCUGCCUCGUCUCGCUGCUCUCCUCCCUCGCCAUGCUCUGGGCGCUGCGGUACAAGGCCGACACGGAGGCCGUGCUGGAGCGGGUGCUGGCGCGGGAGCAGGAGGACGCCGCGCUGCUCGCCCGCUGCGUCGCCGAGCUCAAGCGCAAGGGGCUCGACUUCGACCUGCUCAAGGAGGUGGACGCGCUGCGCAGGGCCAAGGCCCUCCGCGUCGAGGCCAAGGCCGGCUCCGGCGCGGCCGCCGACGGGCCCAGCCGCUGGCCCGCCAGGGACCUCCCCGUCUUCGCCCUCUUCGGCGCCGCAUGCGGCGUCAUCGUCCUCACCAGGUUCCUGCUCUGCAACUAGGACGGAUCUCACGAAUCAUGAUCCCUUCCGUGCUCAUCAGGACUUCGAUCGCUGGAUCGAUUGAUGAAGCUUACUGCUGUUGUUUAAUCCGGCAGAACUGUUUGUUCUGCGAAUUUUGAUGUCUGCAAUAAGGAAAAGUUUGUUGUGCGUUCGAUUUUGUUUCUGUGGUUGUACCGGCUGAGAGCGAAAUUAACCUUCUCAAACCUCAGUGUCAAUAGCCAUGAAGAUAUAUGUUAAUCCCCUAAAUUUGAUCCUCA